Molecule: messenger RNA, 615 nt
Organism: Papaver somniferum (opium poppy)
Lineage: Eukaryota; Viridiplantae; Streptophyta; Magnoliopsida; Ranunculales; Papaveraceae
Exons: 1
Coding region: 1-615 (204 amino acids)
Source: RefSeq, a predicted model, not a curated record
AUGUGGAAUGCUUUUUUAUAUACUCCUUCUGUGAUUUCAUCAACAAGACAAGCCAUAACAGUGCAAGUGGGUGAUGUAUUUAUUAUUGGUAUACAUGUUGCUUAUUUAACCAUUGACAGAAGAUCUUUAUGGGAAGAGUUAGCUCAGCUAAGUGAAUUGAUUGCACCUUGGUUAGUGAUAGGUGAUUUCAAUAUGGUGUUAAAUAAUGAUGAGAAGAAGGGUGGCAGAAAUCCUCUUAGAAUCUCAAUGCAAGAAUUCAGAGACUGUUUAGAAUCCUGUAACCUUAUCCAAGCUCCAAGGUCUGGAAUCAAAUUUUCUUGGUGUAACAAUAGAUUGGGUAAAAAGAUGAUAUUAUGUGAUCUGGAUAAAGCUUUUUUCAAUAUUAAGUGGCUGGAAAAGUAUGAUGGAUGGUGUUAUAAAGUUGGAAUUAGGGGUACUUAUGAUCAUGGUGCAUUAUUGGGUGGUAGUUCUGUCCUAAAACCAUCUAAUACACCAUUUAGAUACCAAUAUGUUUGGUCAUUUCAUCCUGGCUUCUUAAAGGUGAUAAAAGACUCAUGGGAGGAACAAUGUGAUGGAAAUUCUGCUUUCAAUUUCUCAGUAAGCUUAAAAGACUGA